CUUCCGGUUGCGCCGGAGCUGGGCAGGCUCGUGAGGCCUGCCGAGGGGCGAAGGCGGCUUCUGGGGCCGGGGCCCUGGGGCGCGACCAUGGACCGGAGGAAGAAGCCUUUGGAUGUCACGGCCUCCUCGUUGGUAGAUCUUAAGGCUGAACUCUUCCGGAAACAAGAAGAAUUCAAACAAGAAAAACUUCUAAAAGAUUCUGGAGUUUUUGGAAAACCAAAAACAACUAAUAAGAAGCCAAGUAUAUGGAGCAAACAGAAUGCAGGAGUUUCAAAUCGAGCUGAGAAAGAUGCUGAACAGAAGAUUGAAGAACAGAAGACUUUAGACAAAGCAAGGGAAAAAUUGGAAGAAAAAGCCAAAUUAUAUGAAAAAAUGACUAAAGGAGACUUCAUAGAUGAAGAGGUUGAGGAUAUGUACCUCGUGGAUUUCACACAGAAGAUCAUAGACAAGCGCAAAGAAAUGGAGGCGUUUGGUGCCAACAGAGAUUCUCGAAAGGCAGGAGAAAGGGACGACGAUGAAGAAAAUCUUCCUGAAAAAGACAUCCCUCCUCCCCAAGAUCCCAGUGAGGAAUGGGUGGAUUAUGUGGACUCUCUGGGACGAUCCCGGCGCUGUAUGAGGAAGGAUUUGCCAGAUCUGCUAGAGAUGGAUAAAAAUCUUCAGGGGAGACUCUUCAUUAGUCCCGCUACUGAAAAAACCUUACUCUCUGAAGAUAUGAGGAAAGAGCUUCAGCGCCAGCAGUGGGAAGAGGAGGAGAGGGAGGCCCUGAAGAGGCCAGUGGGGCCUGUACAUUAUGAAGACAUUCGGGAGAAUGAGGCCCGGCAACUUGGUGUUGGCUAUUUUGCUUUUGCCCAAGACAAAGAGUUGAGAAACAAGCAGAUGAAAACUUUAGAGAUGCUACGUGAGCAGACGACAGAUCAGAGAACAAAACGAGAAAACAUAAAGGAGAAGCGAAAAGCUAUCUUAGAAGCAAGACUUGCCAAACUUCGACAAAAAAAGAUGAAAAAAUCAAAAGAAGAUGGAGCAGAAGAAGAAAAUAGAGAUGGAGAUGUUAUUGGGCCUUUGCCACCAGAACCAGAGGCUGUGCCGACUCCUCAUGCUCCUGCCCAGAGUAGCAAAGUAGAAGUCAUUGUCCAAGAGAGGAAGGACACCAGGCCUGGAGUGCCACAUGUCCGGGAGUGGGACCGAGGAAAAGAAUUUUCCUUUGGAUACUGGUCGAAGCGGCAGUCAGACCUCCGGGCUGAGAGAGAUCCUGAGUUUGCCCCACCGUCAGAUUACUUUGUGGGUCAGAAGAGAACUGGUUCUUGUAACAGCCAAGCUUGGAGCAGGCCUGGCCCAGCACAGAGUGACCCAGGACAGUGCUCUGGCCAGAGCCAUGGACCCAGCUCUGCACAUGUGUCCUUUACUCCUGCCCCUGACAGCCCACCACAAGCCCCCACAGUCACUUUCCAAACUCUGGAUGACAUGAUAUCCUAUUAUAAACAAGUGACAUGAGCUUUCAAAGAACCUGACUUGGAUUUGUACUGUUGCUGGUGUCUCCCUCUCCCAGAGUGGGUGAAAUAACUUUAGGGACUGAGGUGUACCUUUGUCCACCUGUCCUUUCCCUUUGAGGCACAGAUUUCACAUUGGAUUUGUCAGCAAGAGAGAAGCAGAUGGUACUGUGGGAACUCUGGCUAUUUGGCUGUUCAUUUCUUUCCAGUUGAUAUAGAGAUGUACUCAUCUGGAUUUAUGUGUGAGCUAUGAGAGAAUGGAAAUGUUAUUCUGUAACAUUUGACACUGAGGUGCUUGUAACCCUGUCUGUUUCAUACCUGCUCCUACAACAUACUGAGAUUUAAGAGUUCUGUUCCAUUCCUUUUGCAGACACUAGCAUGCAGUUGUCUUUUGUCUCUGUCCCAAGGAUUCAGCUUCUCAGCCUGCUGACGGAGCAUAGAUCCGACAGAAUUUUUGCCUGUCACAGUGGUAAUUGAGGGGACACUGCAUGAGAGGCAAAGUGAUCUAGUCUCCAAGAGGACACUGAAGCUGGAGUAAUCUUAAAGGGUCACAUUUGAAAUGACUAGGAGGACCAAGGAAGAGCCCUUGUAAUCCAGAAUGGUAGAAGUUGAAGUUAUCUCCUUCCUUUUAUUGUCAUGCCAUCCUAAUAGACCCCCGUACACAGUGGGCAUUCAGUAAGUGUGUGCUGAGUGACUGGGACCUACGUGGAGGCUGUUGGGCCUGGUCAGGUAGAUGAUCCUUAGCUGUAAUGGGUAGAGCUUGGUGGCUCAUCUCCCUUUCUGUUGUCCCCAUUCUCAGCCUUCUUCCCUCUUGGGAGCCUGAUUUCCUUCAGAGUUGGGCCUGCAUGGAGCAGAGUAGAUAGGUCCUAUGUCAUUACUAGCAAGGAUGGGUCGGGUGGGCAGGGCUCCAGAAGGGUGGAAGGUGCCUGGGUGCCCACCCUCUUCUUGCUUCACUGCAGAGAGUUCCCUUUACAGCUGCAGGCAAGCAGUUGAGAACUGGUCACUAUGCCCACAGGGCUCCCACAGUCCGUUUCCAGGCCAAUGAGCCCUAUAAAUGUGGUAGCAUCAGUUCUUGAAGUGCCCCAAAGGAGAGGAGUGUGUGAAGGAGCCUGCCAUCUCGCAGUUCUCUGCAAUGGCAUUGUCUCUGUUUCCACACACUGCAGUGGGGAUGGGCAUGCCCCAUCCUUGUCAUAGGUACUGGAGUGUGUAGAGGGUCAACAGUUCAUCCAAGGUCAUGUGGUACCUGAAUAGCCACGGUGGGUCAUAAACAUAGCUUGUGUCUGACCUCCAGACUCAAACUUUUCCCAGUGCUCUCUGCUCUCAUUAUUGCUCUGGUGUCAAGCAAUCUUAGACAAAAAUAAUGAACUCUUACAAACUUGCCUCUAAACUCCAGAGAGUAAGAGUAAAGUUGCUAGUCCUGUUAUGGUCAUUCUGUCAGCCUAGUCAGGCGAUUACCUCUUAAUAAAUAGACAUUAAAACCAA
Molecule: messenger RNA, 2969 nt
Organism: Carlito syrichta (Philippine tarsier)
Lineage: Eukaryota; Metazoa; Chordata; Mammalia; Primates; Tarsiidae
Gene: CCDC174
Product: coiled-coil domain containing 174
Exons: 11
Coding region: 88-1491 (467 amino acids)
Cellular component (GO): nucleus
Source: RefSeq, a predicted model, not a curated record